This is a messenger RNA of Choloepus didactylus (southern two-toed sloth), 1954 nucleotides long. RefSeq names its product enolase 3 (gene ENO3). Bases 572 to 1876 code for a protein of 434 amino acids. Gene Ontology annotation, molecular function: magnesium ion binding; phosphopyruvate hydratase activity. Gene Ontology annotation, cellular component: phosphopyruvate hydratase complex. The transcript has 12 exons. Gene Ontology annotation, biological process: glycolytic process. The record is from RefSeq and is a predicted model, not a curated record. NCBI's taxonomy places the organism in Eukaryota, Metazoa, Chordata, Mammalia, Pilosa, Megalonychidae.
AGCUUCCCCUGCCUCCCUCCCCAAACCACGUGGACACCCGGCGACCCCCGAGCCCUUGUUCCUCGACAGCCGUCGUGGCUGAGUCACCGGCCGGCUCGGGUGGGGCGGCACUCGGGCACGUGGCGGCGCUCCCCGCCAGCCAUGUCCUGACCUCUGGCCUGCCGCACACCCCACCCCAGGGUGGAAAAAUUCCCCGUUGGGAGCUGCCAGACUUAAGGGGGAGGGGCGAGGAAGGGAUCAACGGGGGGCGGCUGGGAGAGGGCCGCCGGGGUGAGUCAGCGCUGGCCUCCGUGACCACCGCCGGCCCGAGCCUCGGCGUCCUUCCCUCUCUCGAUCGGGGCAGCAGCCCGAACUCGGGACAGACCCCACACGCCCCAGACCCGCCAAGGCGGAGAGUUACCUAGUGCAGACACCCACUUCCCGUAGUGCUACAUGCUGACGACCCGGCUGGCCGCCGGCGUUCAGACGCGCACAAAGGGCCACCCCUUCCUCCGAUCCAUUCAUUUUUUUUCCCCACUCCUGAUUCAGUUGAUGGACCCAGGCCGCGCGCCCUGAAGUGCCCGCAGUCGCCAUGGCCAUGCAGAAAAUCUUUGCCCGGGAAAUUCUGGACUCCAGGGGCAACCCCACGGUGGAGGUGGACCUGUACACGGCCAAGGGCCGAUUCCGAGCAGCUGUGCCCAGCGGGGCUUCCACAGGUAUCUAUGAAGCUCUGGAACUAAGAGAUGGAGACAAAUCGCGCUACUUGGGGAAAGGGGUCCUGAAAGCUGUGGAACAUAUCAACAAGACCCUGGGCCCCGCUCUGCUGGAAAAGAAACUAAGCGUCGUAGAUCAAGAAAAAGUUGACAAAUUUAUGAUUGAGCUGGAUGGGACGGAGAAUAAGUCCAAGUUUGGGGCCAAUGCCAUCCUGGGCGUGUCCUUGGCUGUGUGUAAAGCGGGAGCAGCGGAGAAGGGGGUCCCACUCUACCGACACAUCGCAGAUCUCGCUGGGAACCCAGAUCUCAUACUCCCAGUGCCAGCUUUCAAUGUCAUCAAUGGGGGCUCCCAUGCUGGAAACAAGCUGGCCAUGCAGGAGUUCAUGAUUCUGCCCGUGGGUGCCAGCUCCUUCAAGGAAGCCAUGCGCAUUGGCGCCGAGGUCUACCACCACCUCAAGGGGGUCAUCAAGACCAAGUAUGGGAAGGACGCCACCAAUGUGGGCGAUGAGGGCGGCUUUGCACCCAACAUCCUGGAGAACAACGAGGCCCUGGAGCUGCUGAAGACGGCUAUCCAAGCAGCUGGUUACUCAGACAAGGUGGUGAUUGGCAUGGAUGUGGCAGCUUCUGAGUUCUAUCGCAAUGGAAAGUACGAUCUUGACUUCAAGUCUCCUGACGACCCCGCACGCCACAUCACUGGGGAGAAGCUGGGGGAGCUGUACAAGAGCUUCAUCAAGAACUAUCCUGUGGUCUCCAUUGAGGACCCUUUUGACCAGGAUGACUGGGCCACCUGGACCUCGUUCCUCAAGGGGGUCAACAUCCAGAUCGUGGGGGAUGACCUCACUGUCACCAACCCCAAGAGGAUUGCCCAGGCUGUUGAGAAGGCGGCCUGCAACUGUCUGCUGCUGAAGGUCAACCAGAUCGGCUCGGUGACCGAAUCCAUCCAGGCCUGCAAACUGGCUCAGUCUAACGGCUGGGGGGUGAUGGUGAGCCACCGCUCUGGGGAGACUGAGGACACGUUCAUCGCCGACCUCGUGGUGGGGCUCUGCACAGGGCAGAUUAAGACUGGUGCCCCCUGUCGCUCGGAGCGUCUGGCCAAAUACAACCAGCUCAUGAGGAUCGAGGAGGCUCUUGGGAACAAGGCUGUCUUUGCUGGACGCAAGUUCCGUAACCCGAAGGCCAAGUGAGAAAGAAGCUGGAGGUCCCAGGCCCCCACUGGACAGACCCAGGUCUUCAAGCUCUUCCCUCUGAAAUAAACACUGGUG